Messenger RNA from Closterium sp. Yama58-4, 822 nucleotides. NCBI's taxonomy places the organism in Eukaryota, Viridiplantae, Streptophyta, Zygnematophyceae, Desmidiales, Closteriaceae. The record is from the annotation of a GenBank genome assembly.
AUGGCAAAAAUCCUCAGUCCCCUGCUGCUAGAGUCUCGAUGCUCCUUCGACACGAAGCGACGCGACAAACAGGGACUCGCGUCAACGGAGAUCGUUCCCAUCGAAUACAACGGUGGUCGCGUGCUGAGCGGCGCGACGCUGAAUGUGUACAUAAUCUACUAUGGCACCUGGCCAGCAAAAGCGGGACCAAAAAUAAUUGAGAAUUUCAUCUCGUCACUGAGUCUGGGAAGCGCCAAUAAGCAGGGUGCGGCCGGGGAUCCCAAAGUGAGCUACUGGUGGGCGACCAAUACAAAAUACUACUCGGAGGCAGAAGACGGGACACAGGCCUUCGUCAGCACGGAGGUGAAAGUCGCGAAGGUAAUCAAACACAAAGGAUUCGUGCGGAAGAAAGUCAGUGCAAGGACUGCCUGGGAAGUUGUUCGGAGCAAGAUUGGCACCAAGAAGCCGUUUCCCUACGACGCCAAUGGUAUCUACCUGAUGAUCGCAAGCAAGAACGUGAAAAUCGACGGCUUUUGCAAAGGAAGCCCGACGCCCAACGGGAACCCCGGGAUCGACUCGAUGAUCGUCAAUAUUGCUAACGUUAUCGCGGCAUCUGCGACGAAUCCCGACCGUCAAUCCGGCUGGUUCGACGCUGACGGAUACACAAGCGUCAAUAAGUGCCUAGCACUACCUGAUGCAUUCGAACCCCUUCUAACGGCCAAGAAUGCUAAAGGUAAAAAGUUUAAGUACAACGUCGUGGGGCUCAACAGUAUGAAGUUCAUGGUUCCGAACAACUUGGACCCUGACACCAACUCGUGUGUCAUGCAGACGAUAUCCCCCUAG